This is a messenger RNA of Mangifera indica (mango), 2299 nucleotides long. RefSeq names its product auxilin-related protein 2. Gene Ontology annotation, molecular function: clathrin binding. Gene Ontology annotation, biological process: clathrin coat disassembly; clathrin-dependent endocytosis. NCBI's taxonomy places the organism in Eukaryota, Viridiplantae, Streptophyta, Magnoliopsida, Sapindales, Anacardiaceae. The record is from RefSeq and is a predicted model, not a curated record. The coding region runs from base 331 to 1983 and encodes 550 amino acids. Gene Ontology annotation, cellular component: intracellular membrane-bounded organelle; cytoplasm; vesicle. The transcript has 9 exons.
UUAUUUAUUUAAAGUUUACACCCACCCACAAUCUCACGGAGAGAAACACUUGACCUGGUUGAUUUUCAGAAACAAUUUUCUCCUCUCAAUUUCUUUUUAUUUCCCGAAAUUUUUUCUUUUCACCGCCGAUUUUCUUCAUCAGUUAAUUCCCGCUAAUUUGUCUUCACCGUCUAUACACGGCACAACCUCUAUCUGGGCUAGCUUACCUGAUUCAGAUCCCUUCUUGUUUUUUCACGCAAAAUAUCUUCUAAAUAUCAACAAAGAUUCGGAUUGUUUGUUGCUUUAUCGUAACUUUUUCCUUUCUUCUCAGUUUUUCUUGAAUUUGUGAGAAUGGAUGAGUUCGGUGUGUUAACAGAGCGUUUUGGUCUGAAGCCGCAAGGCAAAUCUGCUCCAAUGGCCGCCUCAAAACGAUCCGCCGUACCCUCCACGAGCGGCAUGACCCGAAAAUUUUCAUCCGAUUCGGGUCUGAACACAAAACCCUCUUCAUACGAUUGGAAUUCCUUUACUGGGGGGUUUCCUGAUGGCAUUCACCUGAAGUCAAACACCGACAACAACAGUUUUAGCACCUUCGACAACGACGUUUUUGGCCAAUUUCAAAACUCGACGAGUAAAUCAAGUAAUGUAUCUUCGGUUGAUUACGAUUCCAUAUUCAAGGUAUCAAGUAAUUCCGGUCCGAAAUCUUAUGCGUAUGAUGAUGAUGUUUUUGAGCUGAAUAAGAACAAAAACGAUGACGUUUUUGGCUCUUUUGUUUCGCCACCAAAGCAGAAUGACUUAACUGAUGAUUUGUUGGGCGGUGGGUUUGGUGGAGCUGAACUGAGAUCCAAUAAAUCGAAGCAAAAUGUGGGUGAUUUUGAUGAUUUGAUACCUGGGUUUGGUGUCAGUAGUUCUCCAAAUAACGGAACAAAUGCAGGGGCCUCCAAAUCAGCCUUCAUGUCAGCAGAUGACCCUUUCUUCGUAUUGGAAAGAACUUCAACUGCAGUGUACAAUUCCUCAGAUUCAUUCACAGACCCACUGGAAGAGCUCGGUAAGCUCACUCAAUCUGGAGGCAGGAAGCCUGGUGUUUCAUCACGAAAAGUAUCACCAAUAUUGAAUCCCCCUCCAAGACCAUCUCAAGUUUUGAAGACAGAUCAAGGCGUAUCUUCAAUUGAUGAACUUGAAGAUUUUGCCAUGGCUAGGGUGCGAAAUAGUGCUGGUGGAAUCUCAAGUGUACGUAAUGCUAAGGAAAGCAAGGAUCAACAUAGUGCCAAAGCGAAUAAAUUUAAGGAAGCUGAAGGUGCUGCACGAAAAAACCAAAAAAAGAGUGAGGAUGAUCUGGAAUCCUUUUUUAGCAUGGGUUCUCGAUCAAGUAGUGCACCAAGGUCAAGGCCUACAACUUUGGACCCUGUCUUUGAUACAAAAAUUAACAGGAGAGGGCCUGAUGUGGCGCAGAGGACAUCUUCUGGGAGAUCCCCUACCGUAAAGAAGGCUUCUUCUGCAACAAAUUUGGUUGAUGACUUCUCUUCAUUGUUUGGUGCUGCCCCAUUGUUUGGAGAGUUUGAGGAAUAUGAAGGGGAAACAGAAGAAAGACGAAGAGCCAGAUUGGGACGUCACCAAAGGACCAAUGACCGUGUGGCUAAAGCAGUUGCUGAUAUGAACCAGCGUGACCUUCGAACUCAGAAGGAACAAGAAGAGAGGAGUAUGAUCGCUGAUGUGUUGGAUGUUGAGAUAAAGCGCUGGGCUGCAGGGAAAGAGGGCAAUAUGCGUGCACUAUUAUCAUCGUUGCAAUAUGUCCUUUGGCCAGAAUGUGGUUGGGAGCCAGUUUCACUAACAGAUCUCAUUACUUCUAACUCAGUUAAAAAAGUUUAUAGAAAGGCAACAUUAUGUGUUCAUCCUGAUAAGGUUCAACAGAAAGGUGCUACUAUUCAACAAAAAUAUACUGCAGAGAAGGUUUUUGAUAUUCUCAAGGAAGCGUGGAACAAGUUCAAUAAGGAAGAGCUUUCUUGAAAACUUUUCAUAAUACAAACAUCUGUGUACCAAGCCACAGCCGCAACCUCAUUAUCUGGCAGUUAGUUAUACUACCCAUUUGGGACACAUCUGCAAGUCCUGUAAUUGCUUGUGAAGCAAUGAACUCAACAUGAAUUUGUCUUCUGCGAAAAGUGAGAAAAGUUUCAUUCGAUGCCCACGAGACACGUAGUAAAGAAAACUAUCUUUAUUUGUUAGUGAUGAUGUAAAUGAUUCUGCAUCAUAGAAUUAUCAUGUUUCCUAAACAUACACAGAAUAUCAGAAAGCAACUUCCAUCGGAAAAAUAUUUGAAUAGCCA